CAGAGAUGAGCUCGACACGUGGAAGGACUUUUUGCUCUAUUGUGAGCCCUCUUUAUAAGCUACUAUCCUCCUCCGCUCCAACCACCAAGGCAAAACAAAGAAGCUAUCCCCAAUAAUCUCCUCUCAUAUCCUUCUCCCUCUUUUCUCUCUCUCUCACACACAACCAUGGAGGUGGCGUUGAUGGGCCGGCGGGCCGGCGUGGUGAAGCCGGAGCUCUUCGCGACCAGGAAACUUGGGCUCGUUGAAUCGGGGCGGACAGGGUCCAGAGUGGACCGGAUCCGAUUCGAUCCGGCGACCGGGAGGGGCCGGAAAGGGGCGGUUAAGAUGGCUCGCAGUGGCGUCCGGUCCGAGAUGGCCGUCCGGGAGGCAGAAUUGAACGCCCCAAAGAAAUCGACCGGUCCGGUUCGGCUAUUCGUGGGUCUACCUCUCGACGCGGUCUCCGACUGCAACGCCGUGAACCACGCCAAGGCCAUCGCGGCGGGGCUCCGCGCCCUCAAGCUCCUCGGCGCCCAAGGCGUCGAGCUCCCCGUGUGGUGGGGCGUCGCCGCUGCCGGCGAAUGGUCCGCCUACCUCGCCCUCGCCGACAUGGUCCGCGACGCCGGUCUCCGCCUCCGCGUCUCCCUCCACCUCCACGCCUCCCGCCGCCCGGCCUUCCCCCUCCCCGACUGGGUCUCCCGCCUCGCCGACGCCAACCCCGACCUCCUCUUCACCGACCGCUCCGGCCGCCGCCGCCAGGACUGCCUCUCCCUCGCCGUCGACAACCUCCCUGUCCUCGACGGCAAGACCCCGUUGCAAGCCUUCGAGGAGUUCUUCCGUAGUUUCCGUUCCGCCUUCUCCGAUUUCAUCGGCUCCACCAUCACGGACAUUUCGGUGAGUCUCGGACCCAAUGGCGAGCUCCGGUACCCCUCGUUCCCCCCCUCCACUGGAAGCCAUCUGUUUACAGGCGUCGGAGAAUUCCAAUGCUACGAUAAAUACAUGCUGGCCGAUCUCAAACGGCAUGCCGAGGAGUCCGGAAACCCACUGUGGGGCCUCUCUGGUCCCCAUAAUGCCCCGGAGUACGACCAGUCGCCGGAUUCCGGCAACUUCUUCAGGGAGAAUGGCGGCUCGUGGGAGACCCCCUAUGGAAAUUUCUUCCUCUCCUGGUACUCAGGGCAGCUCCUAUCCCAUGGUGAUCGGAUGCUCUCAACUGCAUCGAAAGUGUUUGGUGAUUUGCCGGUGACUCUGUCUGCAAAGGUGCCACUUUUGCCCUGGUGGCACGACACCCGGUCCCGGCCGGCUCAGCUGACUGCUGGAUUCUACAACACAUAUGGAAGGGACGGGUACGAUGCCGUCGGCGAGAUGUUCGCAAGGAAUUCUUGUGCAAUGAUCAUCCCUGGAAUGGACCUCUUGGGCAAGGAGCAACCUCAUGGCCUGAGAUCGAGCCCCGAGUCGCUGCUAUCUCAGAUAAUGAAGGCGUGUGAGAAGCAUGGGGUGAGGGUUUCCGGGGAGAAUUCUUCGCUUGAUGGCAUCGGCGUAGAAGGUUUUAGAAGAAUUAAGGAAAUUCUAUCUGCAGAGAAUUCAAGUGUCGAUUCUUUUACGUAUCACAGAAUGGGCGCUUUCUUCUUCUCGCCAGAGCAUUGGCCUCUGUUUAUGGAGUUCGUAAGGAGCAUGGCCCAGUCAGAGAUGGAUUCUGAUGAUUUGCCAAGCAACAAGGAGGAGAAGUUAUCCCUAUCGGUGGAUCGAGAGAUGCAAGCAGCUUAAGGGUACUGCUCUGUGCACUGUUAAUAUAUGUAUUGAGUAGUAGGGAUAUGCGGAAUUACUGAAAUAGGCUGAUAAUAUCAUUGGUAGAGAUACGUAAGCAUAGGCCCGGCCUGAGUCAUGCUCGGCGUGUGCUACAGACCUGCUCAGUUAUAUUGGAGGGUGACUUAGCCACUGUGAUCAACUGGAUCUAGGAUGGCCCGAGUGGCGGUGGAGGGGGACACUCCUGCUUUAGAAUAUUUGGACUAUGGUGAGUGAUGAAGUGGCCUUUCGGACUAAGCAUGUAUUUAGACAGGCCAACGAAACUGCAGAUUGGGUGGCUUUUUACGUGGCUUGUCGUUCCGGAGAUACCUUAGGGGCCGAGGAGGAGGAGGAGUUGUCCAGAACACUUUGAAAUUUAUUGUUAUCUGAUUUUAUUGGAUGUAUCCGUGCUAGAACUGUAUGAAGCGUCCGUUUUUAGCACCAAAAAAAAGAAAAAAGAAAGAAAAGAAAAGAAAAAAAAAAUAGAGAUAUGUAGCACAAACUUGUCAUCUGCUGCUAAAUUUUUGAGGCAUCUAGAUUUAUAUCGUGCAUCUAGAUAUAUAUGUGAGCUGCCAUUUUAUGUUGUACAAUGAGUUUGAGCUGUUGAUUAUAUAAUAUUUUGGGAAGUAUAUGUUAUGUUUAAAAAACAAGUUGCUUCCUUCUUGAA
Messenger RNA from Phoenix dactylifera (date palm), 2425 nucleotides. It is a transcript of the gene BMY3, whose product is annotated as beta-amylase 3. Gene Ontology annotation, molecular function: beta-amylase activity. Gene Ontology annotation, biological process: polysaccharide catabolic process. NCBI's taxonomy places the organism in Eukaryota, Viridiplantae, Streptophyta, Magnoliopsida, Arecales, Arecaceae. The record is from RefSeq and is a predicted model, not a curated record.